GCGCCGCGCGGAGCCCGGAGCCGGAGCCGCCGCCGCCGCCCCCCGAGCCCAGCAUGGUGAUGGCCGAGCCCCGGCGGCCCCCGGCGCUGCUGCCCCGCGGGCUCGGGCCCGUCCGCGUCGGCUUCUACGACAUCGAGGGCACGCUGGGCAAGGGCAACUUCGCGGUGGUGAAGCUGGCGCGGCACCGCAUCACCCGCAGCGAGGUGGCAAUAAAAAUCAUCGACAAAUCUCAGCUGGAUGCUGUGAAUCUGGAGAAGAUCUACAGGGAGGUGCAGAUCAUGAAGAUGCUCGACCACCCACACAUCAUAAAACUCUACCAGGUGAUGGAGACCAAAAGCAUGCUGUACCUCGUGACAGAAUUCGCCAAAAAUGGGGAGAUUUUCGAUUACCUGGCCAGCCACGGGCGCCUGAGCGAGCCCGAGGCGCGGCGCAAGUUCUGGCAGAUCCUGUCGGCAGUGGAAUAUUGCCACGGCAGGAAAAUCGUGCACAGGGACCUCAAAGCUGAGAACCUCCUGCUGGACAACAACAUGAACAUCAAAAUUGCAGAUUUUGGCUUUGGGAAUUUCUACAAGAGCGGGGAGCCUCUGACAACGUGGUGUGGGAGCCCCCCCUACGCAGCCCCAGAGGUGUUUGAAGGCCAGCAGUACGAGGGACCCCAGCUGGACAUUUGGAGCAUGGGGGUGGUGCUCUAUGUCCUGGUGUGUGGAGCACUGCCCUUCGAUGGACCCACCCUGCCCAUCCUGAGGCAGAGGGUGCUGGAGGGGAGGUUCAGGAUCCCUUACUUCAUGUCAGAAGAGUGUGAGCACCUGAUCAGGAGAAUGUUGGUCCUGGACCCAUCCAAACGUUUGAGCAUUGCUCAGAUCAAGGAGCACAAGUGGAUGCUGGUGGAAGUUCCUGCCCAGAGGCCAAUCCUGUACCCAGCAGGAGAGGAGAACGAGCCCUCCCUGGGGGAGUACAACGAGCAGGUGCUGAGGCUGAUGCACAGCCUGGGCAUAGACCAGCAGAAAACCGUGGAGUCCCUGCAGAACAAGAGCUACAACCACUUUGCUGCCAUCUAUUACCUGCUGGUGGAGAGGCUGAAGUCUCACCGGAGCAGCUUCCCCGUGGAGCAGCGCGUGGACGCGCGCCAGCGCCGGCCCAGCACCAUCGCCGAGCAGACUGUGGCCAAGGCCCAAGCUGUGGUGCCCUCGGUGAACCUGCAUUCCCAAAAUCCAAGGCUGCUGCAGUCUCCAGGGCUCCCCUCAGCCUCAGGAGCAGAAACCUUUUCCUUCCCUCCCUCCAGCUGCCAGGGAGAGGCAGCUUUCAUGGAGGAGGAAAGGGUUGAGACACCAAAGGUGAACGGCUGCCUGCUGGACCCCGUGCCCCCCGUGGUGAUGAGGAAGGGGUGCCAGUCGCUGCCCUCCAGCAUGAUGGAAACCUGCAUCGACGAAGGGAUCGAGACGGAAGGAGAGGCGGAGGAGGACCCCGCGCAGGCCUUCGCGGCCCUGCAGGCAGCGCGAGGCGGCAAGAGGCGGCACACCCUGGCUGAGGUCACCAACCAGCUGGUGAUGGUGCCAGGCACAGGGAAGGUCUAUUCCUUGGAUGAGAACUCCUCCCUGGGCAGCAUCGACUCGGAGUACGACAUGGGCUCCAUGCAGAGGGAUCUCAAAUUCCUGGGAGAGACCCCUUCCCUGAAGGAGAUGGUGCUGAGCAGCCAGCACGCCCCACGGGUGCCCUCCCCAUUCCUGGGGCUCAGGCCUGCCAACCCGGCCAUGCAGGCCCUGAGCUCCCAAAAACGAGAGGCUCACAACCGCUCCCCCGUCAGCUUCCGCGAGGGCCGCAGGGCCUCCGACACCUCCCUCACCCAAGGAAUUGUAGCAUUUAGGCAGCACCUCCAGAACCUGGCACGAACCAAAGGAAUCCUGGAGCUGAACAAAGUCCAGCUGCUCUAUGAACAAAUGGGAUCAGAGGAAGAGCCCUCCCUGACGUCAGCUGCCACCCAGCUGCAGGACCUCGUUAACAGCCCUGCACAGGAGGAAGGCUCCCAGCAGCAGCAGCAGCAGGAGGCUCCAGCUGCUUUCCCCAGUGGUGCACAGACCCCACUGCUGUCCCGAAGGCAGAGCCUGGAGACUCAGUACCUGAAACACCGGCUGCAGAAGCCCACUCUGCUCUCCAAAGCUCCCAACACUUGCCAGCUCUACUGCAAAGAACUGCCCCGGAGUCUGGAACAGCAGCUCCAGGAGCACAGGCUGCACCAGAAGAGGCUGUUCCUGCAGAAGCAGUCCCAGCUGCAGGCCUACUUUAACCAGAUGCAGAUAGCAGAGAGCUCGUACCCCCGGGCCAGCCCGCUGCCCCUGCCCUGCCCGGAGGAGCUGCAGCCCCAGCAGCAGCAGCAGCAGCAGCCCCAGCAGCAGCAGCAGCAGCAGCAGCCAGCCCAGUUCAGCCUGCAGCAGCCCCUGAGCCCCGUGCUGGAGCCUUCCUCGGGGCAGAUGCAUUUCGAGCCCUUCCUCAGGCAGUACCCCAAGGUGCAGCUGGAGCCGCCGCCCCCCAGCCCAUCCCGGCUGUCCCCCCCGGGCCAGGGGCAGCCAGCACAGCCCCUCCCGUUCCCCUACCAGACUUGUGAGCUGCCUGCUGUCCCCUCUGCCGAGCAGUGCCACCUCUCCCAGAGCAGUGGAGCGUUGCCUGAGAGCCAGAGCAGCUCUGCAGAGGCACAGCCCGGCUACGACUCCCUGCCCCUGUCAGAACUGCCCGGACUCUUUGAUUGUGAGAUGAUGGAGGCUGUGGAUCCCCAGCACGGUGGUUAUGUCCUGGUGAAUUAGCACCCAGGGCAUACUGGAAGGACAAAAGGAGAAGCAUGUCAAUUUUUGGUUGGUUUUUAUUUUUUUUUCCCCACCGUUCCUACCCCCUCCCCACCCCCGUCGAAGUUUUUCGACCCUCGAAUUGACAGGGGAACUGAAAAUCCACCUGGCUGGAAGGAAAAAAAAAAUAGCAGGAGGUGUUUGGCCCCAGUGGCAGGGGCUGGAGAACAGGGAGUGCAGCUUCAUCCCACAAAGUCUGCGUAGAAGGAGGCAAAAAAGGUGAAUUUCAGAGGAAGGAAAUCGCCCCUUCUGAAAAAAUUCGGGGAGUCUGUCAGCAUUCAUCCACCAUCCACUCGGAGAGAGGAGAGUGAGUGCACACUUUUCGUACUUCUUGGCAAUAAAAGCAAUAGUUUUCACUGAAAUUCAGGGUAGAUUUGGGUCUGCGCUGAUGGCAACUGAAAUCCUCUGGAGAACAGGAGCACGAGGUGGAAUUCAAGGGAAGUUGCACUUUGGUUGGGCUCCUGGUCUGGGAUUACUCCGUGGCCAGCCCUGAGCGUCUCAGGCAGCCUCCACUUCCUCCUGCUGGCACCUAACCAGGAUUUCCCAAGCCUGCCAAGGAGCUCUUCACUGUCUGCUGAAGGAAUCUGGAGCAAGGGACACCUUGAUUUUGUCAAAAGAAACCUGGGAUUGUGUGGAGAGACCUCUGGGUGGGGAUCGGAAUUCUGGAGGAUCAAGGAUGAGCCAACAGAAGGUAAGAGAGCCAUGAGAGAGAGAGCAAAAGCUGCAGGAAAUGGCAUUAAAAAUACAAUAUCCACCUGGGUGGCUUUUGAAAUCACCCCCUAUUUCAGGAGGGCUCUGUCCUGGAGAAGUUCUGCUCGCUGGAAAGGAUCCACCUGUCCCUGGGUUGCAUUUUAAAAACAAACAAGCAAACAAAACUGUGUUUUGAAUUUGCAGUAUGUGUUGCUGGUGGUUUCUUGAGCUUUGUAUAUUUGGACAAUUAUUUAGGGUUUUAGAACUUUAAGGAUAAAAAAAAACAAUGAGCUUAUAAAAAGUAAAAAAAACACCCCUGUGAAGUGAUAGUGCUGUGCCUUUUUCAGUUCUUUAUCAGCCUAUAUGCUUUUUUCUGAAGAAAGUAGACAAUACCCCAUUUAUAUCCCUGCUGUGGCCAAAGUCCCUUCAGAGCACACGUCCCACCAUGUGGGACAUGUUUUAACUUCCUUAGUGUUUGAAUGGCUCGUGUAUAUAGGACACUGAAAGUAUCACAGCAAUAUUUCAGCAUCAAUCUGUUGAUGUCUCCACCAUUUCAAGGAGAUGCUCCAGCUCCAGCAGGAGCUGUGUCUCCAGAACUUUCCACUCAUGAAAUCCCAGUCACAGGAGGGGGGUGGCUCAGGGAGCUGCAGGAGGAUGAGAUCUCCAGUUUGGGGUUUGGCUCUGCCCCUCAAGUGUGGCCAGGCCAGCCCUUUCCUGAGCAAACAUUAAGCACAAUUGCAGCUUCAUCAAAGCACAAAGAGCGGGAGGAACUGUGCUGAUCACACCAGAGUUUGCUGGAAGGUUUGGUCUUUGAUACUGCAAAUCCCCAGGGCGGAGGGAGGUGAAAAUCAGCGUUUACAGCAAUAAGACCACAUUAAAACAUGGACUAGGAGGGGUUUAGCCACUGUGUGUGAAGGGAGAAGGGUUUAGCAGGUGACAGAAGGCACCCGGUCCGUGUGUGGGCAGGUGGAGACAAUUCCUGUUCUCUGGAGCCUGCUCUGGCACUGGCCCAGUCCAAAAGUGCUCAGCUGCUACCUCUGCUAGCACAGGGAUCCUCAAGGCAAAGGAGAGUUGGAGGAGCAGGAUCACGAGGCAAAGAUGGCCAGAAAGCUCUGCUUUAAAGGGCUGAGGGAAAAGGUUUUUGUUGGGAAGGAAAUCUGUCUGACACGGUGGAACACAGACCCAGUGACACCUGAAGGGAAACAGCCUGACAAAAACUGCAGCAGAACAGAGCAGGAGCAGAGAGGAAACAGAGUCCUGUCCUUUCACUCCCCCUUCCCUACCCCACAGCACAACCCACACCUUCUGCAAUGUGGAAUCUGUCCAAGCACUCACAGACCUGGGCAGUGAAAGCUGCUUCCAGGACAGCCCCGCUGCUGCUCCAGGAGCUGGCUGGGUGCCAGAACAAUAACCACUUCCUUCCCCAUCCAGCUCCAGGAUCCUGCACGUUUCAGGACUCAGAAGAUAAAAAUAAUUCCCUUCUGGAGUUCUGCAAUUCAUUUAUCAGGAUGUGCCAACCAGUGUGAGCUCCUUGGAGCUUUGCAGUGCUGGGCAGGGGGAAGCUGCAGUAUUUUUUAAUGUAGUUUAGACUGACUCUUUCCCCUCAGCCAAAAGCAUAUUUAACAUUUCAUGUAAUUUCCUUUAAGCCAAUUAGGACUAAAAGGCUUCUGAAGCCUUCUCAUACAGAGAGGAUCCAUUGGGCACCACUUCCUACUCCUUUGAAGUGGCUUUUUUGUUCCAAUCUCUUCUGUUCUAACAUUAGAGAACUGUGUACACUACUGUUAGAGUAAUUAUUAGCUUUAUUAUCUUGUACUACAGCCUCCUUUGAAGAGACUUUGGUGUGAUGUAUAUGGGGUACAAAUUUCAUACGGAGAAAAGUGCAAUAUGUGUGUGUGUGGUAUGUUCUUUAAUGUAUUUUUUUAAGGAUUUAGAGGGUUUAGUCUCUGCUUUGGGAUAAAUGCACUAGUUUUGUGAGCUCCAGUUUGGCAAGUUCAUCUGUAGUAUUUACAUGCAACUGAUCUGCUGGACUCUGUAAAGCAGUUACAGUGUAUUAAUACAAAAUAAAGAAUAUGUGCAUUUCAUUUUUUAAAUUUCUAGUGAGCUAAAGCAGCGCCUGCCACUCUUGUCUUCAUUAGGGUCAAGUUAUUUUCUCUCUGAGGCACCAAAACAAUUGAUGUCUGCUGCAAACAUUGGAUUUUCUAGACUGAGGUUUGCUCCCCAUGGUUCUGACACGCUUGGGAUUGUUGGUUUGCUAAAUAUGAAUUUGGAAAGACUGGAAAACUUGGUGCCACAGGAUUGGCACAGCACUUUGCACUUUCUUUAAUAGAAGGCUCGUUCAAAAUUAAUUAAAAGGAGAACAAAAAACA
Messenger RNA from Pyrgilauda ruficollis (rufous-necked snowfinch), 5893 nucleotides. It is a transcript of the gene SIK2, whose product is annotated as salt inducible kinase 2. The transcript is spliced from 15 exons. Bases 54 to 2798 code for a protein of 914 amino acids. Gene Ontology annotation, biological process: protein phosphorylation; microtubule cytoskeleton organization; intracellular signal transduction. Gene Ontology annotation, cellular component: cytoplasm. Lineage: Eukaryota; Metazoa; Chordata; Aves; Passeriformes; Passeridae. Gene Ontology annotation, molecular function: tau-protein kinase activity; protein serine/threonine kinase activity; ATP binding. The record is from RefSeq and is a predicted model, not a curated record.